AGAAGGAAGAUGUACAUGAAGUGAGGAUUCCUGAGUUUUUGCAAUGGUCAGACUAUCCAUUUAUUGCCACACAUUCCACAACUCGGAGUUGCUAUGAAGGCAGGGGCCUCGUCCAUGUGGGCUUCAUGCUGUGGUCUGCUGAAUGAAGUCAUCGGCACAGGGGCAGUGAGAGGCCAGCAGCCCGGGUUCGGAGCCAGUGCUGGACCCUUCCGGUUUGCCCCCAGCGCAGGAUACUCCACAUACCCGCCCACAACCUUAGGGAGCCCCAGCCUUGUAUGUAAGGCCUGUGGCCAGGCAUUCUCGGUCUUCAGGAGGAAGUAUAUCUGCUGCGACUGUAAGAAGAGCUUCUGCACGCUGUGCUCCAUGCUUCAGGAGAACUUGCGUAUAUGUGCUACAUGUCACCUGCUGAAGGGGACAGCCUUCCAGAGACCACAGCUGAUGCGGCUGAGGGUCAGAGACCUGCGGCAGUACCUGCUGCUACGCAACGUCCCCACAGACACAUGCAGGGAGAAGGAGGACCUGGUGGAACUGGUGCUGUGUCACCAGGGGACCGAAAGGGAGGGGGACCCCGACAUGGCUAGCUUCAACUCCCGCUCCCUCUACACCCCGCCCCCUUCCACCACACGCUCCGCCUCCGAGCUGUCUACUCUCUCCGCCUCUCAGGGGGAAGCGCUCAGCAGGAGCGACAGCUCAGGGACUACCAACCAGGAUAUAGGAGACGCUACAUCUCUCUCCACCCUGAACCUGGAACCCAGUGAACACACACCAGAGGUGAUCCCUCAGACGUGGCAGCGAGCACGGGCCUCUCUCUCAGACAUCUCUUGCCUGAGGGACAUCGAGGGUCUGUCCGUCAGACAACUGAAGGAGAUCCUGGCCAGGAAUUUUGUCAACUAUUCAGGCUGCUGCGAGAAGUGGGAGCUGGUAGAGCGCGUCAGCCACUUGUACAGAGAGACAGAGGAGAACAGGAAGUCAUUGGAAAACGUGAACACAGCUAUAACUUCAGUGGUGGCCUUGCCCCUUCCUCCCAUCUGCAUUGGAGGGAUUGGAGGUAAGGUAUCUGAAAAAGAUCGGGAGAAGGCCCAGCUGACCAACCUGGAUAACAGCUUGUGUAGGAUCUGCAUGGAUGCUGCGAUUGACUGCGUCCUUCUGGAGUGUGGUCACAUGGUCACCUGCACCAAGUGUGGUAAGCGGAUGAGCGAGUGUCCCAUCUGCAGGCAGUACGUUGUGAGAGCUGUGCACGUCUUCAAGUCCUAAUGUCUCAACCCAUCACCACCGUCUCAGAACAUCUUCAACAAAACACUCCAGAGAAACGGAGAUCUGUUCCGUCACAGUCCAUACUGGGAGACUGCCUCCAUGCUCUCACCACCAGUACUUCUUGUGGGUGUUCAUGUUGUCAUCCCCUGAAACGCUUACAUUAUUUGCACACUUCAACGUGACUAUUAAAAAUGCAGUGUUCUCUUUUUACCUUGUAUUAUUUAGUCUGACUAAUCAGUGUUUGAAGGGAAAAAGGGCAGCAGUCUACCCUCGUAUUAUUCCAUUACUAAACACAUCCUUGACUUGUUCCUAUCAAGAAUGUGAGCUAUUCAAUCACAUGUGCAUUGUUGUCUAACACGAUGUAUCACUUUCGAAUCUGCCUGCUAUGAACUGUAGCAUUUGCUGCAAAUAACUGCAUAUCUUAGUAAUUCUGAAGAAAAUACUGUACUGUGCAACAGGAUGGAGGAUGAGCAAAUUAGAGGUCUAUUUGGAUUCAAAACAGCAAUAUCCAAUGUCAUUUGCUCUUUUGUCAUGUCUUAGCACUGAGUGUUAAGAUGGAAAGGAAAAACAGGUGCUAAAUACAUUCAAAUGUUUUUCCAACUUAUAAAUUGUGGAUUUUCUUUCAUUAAUAUUUUCCAUUUUCUUUUGAAAGUGGAAGGAAUAGUUUGUUUUUAAUUGAUAAAUGAUUGUAGUUAACACAGAACAACUAAUCAAAGAGAGCUGCAACUUAACUGGCACUGGAAUAUAAAGUGUGUCUAUAUAUAUAUAUAUAUAUAUUAGUACCAUUGUAGAAUAAUAGGGAAGACAUCAACACUAUGAAAUAACACAUGGAAUCAUGUAACCAAUUUUCUUUUUAAAUCAAUAUAUUUUAUAUGUGAUAUUCUUCAAAGUAGCCACCCUUUGCCUUGCACACUCUUGGAACCUUUUUUACUAUUUUCUACAUUGUAGAAUAAUAAUGAAGACAUCAAAACUAUGAAAUAACACAUACCAAGAGUGUGCAAAGGUUGGCUGCUUUGAAGAAUCAAAUACAGUGCCUUGCGAAAGUAUUCGGCCCCCUUGAACUUUGCGACCUUUUGCCACAUUUCAGGCUUCAAACAUAAAGAUAUAAACCUGUAUUUUUUUGUGAAGAAUCAACAACAAGUGGGACAUAAUCAUGAAGUGGAACGACAUUUAUUGGAUAUUUCAAACUUUUUUUAACAAAUCAAAAACUGAAAUUGGGCAUGCAAAAUUAUUCAGCCCCCUUAAGUUAAUACUUUGUAGCGCCACCUUUUGCUGCGAUUACAGCUGUAAGUCGCUUGGGGUAUGUCUCUUAUCAGUUUUGCACAUCGAGAGACUGAAUUUUUUUUUUCCAUUCCUCCUUGCAAAACAGCUCGAGCUCAGUGAGGUUGGAUGGAGAGCAUUUGUGAACAGCAGUUUUCAGUUCUUUCCACAGAUUCUCAAUUGGAUUCAGGUCUGGACUUUGACUUGGCCAUUCUAACACCUGGAUAUGUUUAUUUUUGAACCAUUCCAUUGUAGAUUUUGCUUUAUGUUUUGGAUCAUUGUCUUGUUGGAAGACAAAUCUCUGUCCCAGUCUCAGGUCUUUUGCAGACUCCAUCAGGUUUUCUUCCAGAAUGGUCCUGUAUUUGGCUCCAUCCAUCUUCCCAUCAAUUUUAACCAUCUUCCCUGUCCCUGCUGAAAAAAAGCAGGCACAAACCAUGAUGCUGCCACCACCAUGUUUGACAGUGGGGAUAGUGUGUGUUCAGGGUGAUGAGCUGUGUUGCUUUUACGCCAAACAUAACGUUUUGCAUUGUUGCCAAAAAGUUCAAUUUUGGUUUCAUCUGACCAGAGCACCUUCUUCCACAUGUUUGGUGUGUCUCCCAGGUGGCUUGUGGCAAACUUUAAACAACACUUUUUAUGGAUAUCUUUAAGAAAUGGCUUUCUUCUUGCCACUCUUCCAUAAAGGCCAGAUUUGUGCAAUAUACGACUGAUUGUUGUCCUAUGGACAGAGUCUCCCACCUCAGCUGUAGAUCUCUGCAGUUCAUCCAGAGUGAUCAUGGGCCUCUUGGCUGCAUCUCUGAUCAGUCUUCUCCUUGUAUGAGCUGAAAGUUUAGAGGGACGGCCAGGUCUUGGUAGA
Messenger RNA from Oncorhynchus masou masou (cherry salmon), 3367 nucleotides. Its product is annotated as E3 ubiquitin-protein ligase RNF34-like. NCBI's taxonomy places the organism in Eukaryota, Metazoa, Chordata, Actinopteri, Salmoniformes, Salmonidae. Gene Ontology annotation, molecular function: ubiquitin protein ligase activity. The record is from RefSeq and is a predicted model, not a curated record. Gene Ontology annotation, cellular component: cytoplasm; plasma membrane. The transcript has 8 exons. The coding region runs from base 94 to 1254 and encodes 386 amino acids. Gene Ontology annotation, biological process: protein K48-linked ubiquitination; proteasome-mediated ubiquitin-dependent protein catabolic process; negative regulation of extrinsic apoptotic signaling pathway via death domain receptors.